AUGCAGCCCGUUAAAAAAAGACGUCUGCGAGAAAGACAUGAUAGUGAUACCUCAAGUGAAGAAGAGCAAACUGCACUACCAGAUAUUAAAGAGGAUUCCGAUGGUCUGGAAGAGUAUGAAAAAGAAGAACUAGAUCGUGAAAAGGACAUAGAAGAACGGGAUGCUUUUGUAAAGCGGUUGAUUGAUAAAGAUCAAGGAAAAACCAAGAGAUUGAGCGGUCCAGGUGGGCGGGAAUAUGAUGAAGCUCUACGGAAAGUCGAGUCGGGGGAAAUGAGCAAGAAGGAGCUCGUUAAUGAGUUAAAGAAAGCUUCACGACGGAACUAUUUGAAAAAGCGUCAAGCAGAUAAAUUGGCCGACCUCAAGGGUGAAAUCGAAGACGAGGAAUUAUUUUUUGAUAAAGAAGAAUUGACUGAGCGUGAGCUCGCCGAACUAAAAUAUAAACAGACUCUUCUUGCUGUUGCGCAAGCUCAUCAGCAAGCUGGAGAACUGGAAAAUGUAUCGAGAUAUUUCAUCCCAACAGAGGAUAAGCGUCCAGACGACAAAUAUAUGGAAGAAGAAAAAGACAAAGCUGCUUAUGAUGAAGGGAAGCGUUGGGAGCAGGAACAUCUUUCAUCAGCUCUGUAUUCUUUCGGUGCUCGAGAUAAAAUACAAAAACAGGAAAAAUAUGAAUUAGUUCUCGACGACGAAAUUGAUUUCCUCAAAGCCAUCACACGCCCAGGUGCCAAUGUCGAAGAGGAGCAAGAGGAAGAAGUAUCUCCGGAAGAUGAGCCAAAAAAGAAAAUUGUCGAUCGGCGGGCAGCGCUGCAAGAGGCCAAACGUUCUCUGCCCAUUUUCAAGUUCCGCGAGGGUUUACUGCAAGCUAUCGCAGAUCAUCAGAUUCUUAUCAUUGAGGGUGAAACUGGCUCUGGCAAAACCACACAAAUUCCGCAGUAUUUAUAUGAAGCGGGUUAUUGUGCCGAUGGGAAAAAGAUUGGAUGCACGCAGCCCCGUCGGGUCGCUGCCAUGUCUGUAGCUGCUCGUGUGGCCCAGGAAAUGUCUGUCAAACUGGGUGGAGAAGUUGGCUAUUCCAUCCGUUUUGAGGACUGCACCAGCGAUCGCACUCUGAUCAAGUACAUGACGGACGGUAUGUUGUUACGUGAAUUUCUCACCGAACCGGAUUUGGGUGCCUACUCGGUGAUGAUGAUUGACGAAGCACAUGAGCGCACCCUUCACACGGACGUCCUAUUCGGACUAGUGAAGGACGUGGCUCGCUUUCGACCCGAUUUGAAGGUUUUGAUUAGUUCGGCAACUUUGGAUGCCGAGAAGUUUGCUGCCUUCUUUGACGACGCGCCGGUUUUCCGCAUUCCCGGUCGACGAUAUCCAGUCGACAUAUACUACACCAAAGCGCCUGAGGCUGACUACGUCGAAGCAGCCGUUGUCUCCGUGCUCCAGAUCCACGUUACACAACCACCGGGUGAUAUUCUGGUCUUCCUUACUGGUCAAGAGGAAAUUGAGACAGCCAAUGAGUUGUUGAUCGAACGAACCCGCCGGCUGGGUAGCAAGAUUCGUGAAUUAUUGAUUUUACCAAUUUAUUCAACUUUACCAUCAGAUAUGCAGGCAAGUUUUGCUGAUUUGUUUUAUCAACCUUUGUGUGAUCAUGCACGCAUUUUUUCCCCGACCCCACCCGGAGCCCGGAAAGUUGUUCUUGCCACAAACAUCGCCGAGACCUCACUCACGAUCGACGGAAUUAUUUAUGUCAUUGAUACCGGAUUUUGCAAACAAAAGUUUUAUAGCGCUAGAUCGGGUAUCGAGUCCCUCAUCGUGGUCCCAAUAUCGCAAGCUGCUGCAGACCAACGUGCUGGCCGAGCCGGUCGGGUCGCAGCAGGCAAAUGUUUCCGGUUGUACACAGCUCACGCAUACCGGACCGAGUUAGAACCACAACCGGUACCAGAGAUUCAGCGUACCAAUCUGGGCAAUGUUGUGCUCCUACUCAAGUCCUUAGGGAUCGAUGAUCUGUUGCAUUUCGACUACAUGGAUCCGCCGCCUCACGACUCACUGAUCAUGGCCCUGGAACAACUGUACGCCCUAGGUGCACUUAAUCAUCGCGGAGAAUUAACUAAAAUGGGUCGCCAAAUGGCCGAAUUCCCCUGUGACCCAAUGCUCUCAAAAAUGAUACUGGCUUCAGAUAAAUACAAAUGUUCUGGCGAUGCGAUCACCAUCGCUUCCAUGCUCUCUGUGAACAAUGCGAUUUUCUACCGACCGAAAGACAAAGUGAUUCACGCUGAUACUGCACGAAAAGGUUUCUUUCAUGUGGCCGGUGAUCAUCUCAUGCUUCUAAAUCUUUUCUGCAUCACCUGUUGUCUCCAUGUGCCAACUUGUCCAGACUUUUCAACUCAUUGGUGCUACGAGAAUUUUAUUCAAUAUCGAACCAUGAAACGGGCUCGGGACAUACGUGACCAGUUUGUCGGAUUGUUGGAUCGAGUAGAAAUCGAGCUGCGCGACAAUCCGGGCGAUCAUAUCAAUAUUCGAAAAGCAAUCACUGCUGGAUUUUUUUAUCACACCGCUCGUUUCACCGGGAACGGAUACAAAACUGUAAAACAAAAACAAACAGUUCAUCCACAUCCGAACAGUUGUUUGGUCGAAGCUUUGCCCAAAUGGGUCAUCUAUCACGAACUGGUGUUCACGACGAAAGAAUUCAUGCGCCAAGUUGUGGAAAUUGAACCCAAAUGGCUAUUGGAAGUUGCCCCGCACUAUUACAAAGAAAAAGAGAUUGACUAUGGAACUCAGAAGAUGCCAAAAAAUAAGGGCAAAUCCAUGGCUGAACUCGAGCCGCGUGAAGGUCAAUAG
Echinostoma caproni is the source of this 2826-nucleotide messenger RNA. The record is from the annotation of a GenBank genome assembly. Lineage: Eukaryota; Metazoa; Platyhelminthes; Trematoda; Plagiorchiida; Echinostomatidae.